Molecule: messenger RNA, 1108 nt
Organism: Cyclopterus lumpus (lumpfish)
Lineage: Eukaryota; Metazoa; Chordata; Actinopteri; Perciformes; Cyclopteridae
Product: gastrula zinc finger protein XlCGF8.2DB-like
Exons: 2
Coding region: 44-1021 (325 amino acids)
Biological process (GO): regulation of DNA-templated transcription
Molecular function (GO): RNA polymerase II cis-regulatory region sequence-specific DNA binding; DNA-binding transcription factor activity, RNA polymerase II-specific
Source: RefSeq, a predicted model, not a curated record
GGAAGCUCAGUCCUCUCAGCUUCAUCAAAGACAAACUGAACACAUGGAAACAGAAGCUGAUGGAGCGGAUUGUGGAGGACCAGAACCAGACAGGAAGUUAGAUCCAGAAAGACAUCCAGGACCAGAUACUGAUGAGACUGAGGACAGUGCUGAUUGGGAGGAGACUCAGGAACCUCAGUCAGAUGUGAACCCUCAAAACAAAGAAGUACCUGUAAGUGAUGUGAACUGUAGUACUGGAAAUACAUCAAUCAGCUCUCCUGAAUGUGCUGGAAGCUUUGACCACAAGGGACAUCUGGAGAAACCCACUAGCUCCAAAACAGGAGAGAAACCAUUUCAAUGCUCACUUUGUGACAAAAGAUUUGGAUUCAAUAAGUAUCUGAAGAUACACAUGCCUGUCCACACAGAAGAGAAACAAUUUCAAUGCUCACUUUGUGGCAACAGAUUUGGAUCCACUCACGUUCUAAAGAGACACAUGGCUUUCCACACAGGAGAGAAACCAUUUAGUUGUUCUGUGUGUAGUAAAACAUUUAAACAAAAGGGACAACUGAAUUCUCACAUGAAUGUCCACACAGGAGAGAAACCAUUUAGUUGUUCUGUGUGUAGUAAAACAUUUAAACAAAAGGGACAACUGAAUUCUCACAUGGCCGUCCACACAGGAGAGAAAACAUUUAGUUGUUCUGUGUGCAGUAAAACAUUUUCACAUAAGGGACACCUGAACUAUCACAUGUUUGUCCACACAGGAGAGAAACCAUUUAGUUGUUCAGUGUGCAGUAAAACAUUUACACAAAAGGGACCCCUGAACUAUCACAUGUUUGUCCACACAGGAGAGAAACCAUUUAGUUGUUCAGUGUGUAGUAAAACAUUUACACAUAAGGGAAAGCUGAACGCUCACAUGACUGUCCACACAGGAGAGAAACCAUUUAGUUGUUCUGUGUGCAGUAAAACAUUUACACAAAAGGGAACCCUGAACUAUCACAUGUUUUACCACACAGGAAAGAAACCAAUUAAAAACACAUUCUGAAACAACAUUUAAUUAUCCACACUAGAGAAACUAAUUAGUCGUGGAGUUUCUCAACAAGAUUCUCUUUUCUCGGUUAUUCCAAAAAUC